Messenger RNA from Macrobrachium nipponense, 837 nucleotides. Its product is annotated as acanthoscurrin-2-like. The record is from RefSeq and is a predicted model, not a curated record. Bases 95 to 604 code for a protein of 169 amino acids. Lineage: Eukaryota; Metazoa; Arthropoda; Malacostraca; Decapoda; Palaemonidae. The transcript has 2 exons.
GUCCUUUCGUAUAUAUAAAGGCGUUUCUGGAGCCUGACCAGUAUAACGCAAGAAGCCUUCGUCGUGCAGAGACCCACUAGUUAAAAAGAUAAACAUGAGAUCUUUGUUCGCCGUCCUGUUGGUAGCCUUAGUGGCUGAGGCUGCUCCCGGAAUCGGCUAUGGAGGUCUUGGAGGACUCGGUGGACUGGGCCACGGAGGCCUUGGACUCGGUGGUCUAGGCCUAGGCCUAAACGGAGGAUAUGGUGGUGGAUACGGUGGCUACGGAGGUCUCUUGAGUGCUGGAAACUAUGCCAACGGCUACAGCCAUUCCGAUGGUUACAAUCAUGGAAACCAUGUCUUGAAAGGCUUUGGAGGAUCUGGUGGGCUGAACCAUGGCCAUCUUAACACACACUUCCUCGGGAAGCGAAGUGCUGAUCCUGAACCUGUAGUAGGCCUAGGAGGACUUGGAGGACUUGGAGGUCUAGGCUUAGGCCUAAACGGUGGCUUCGGUGGAGGAUAUGGUGGCUACGGAGGUCUCUUGAGCCUGGAAACUAUGCCAAUGGAUACAGCAAUUCCAAUGGGUACAGUCAUGGAAACCACAUUGGUAAUCAGUACGGAGGACUAGGUGGGCUGUCCCAUGGUCAUGCCAAUUUGCUGGGAAAGUGAAGCGCUAAUCCUUGACCUGUACCUGAAUGAGCCCUCAUACUGACCUUUGAAAGAAUUUAUCGAUGGAUCCAUACAAAUACAAAUUGACGCUUACGGGUAUAAGAGAAACAUGAAUGCAUCUUCAACUGAGAAAGCGUUUCUUAUUGUACAUUGAGCAUAUAUAGAAAAAUAUAUUUUAUCUUUGCAGCAAAA